Molecule: messenger RNA, 474 nt
Organism: Branchiostoma floridae (Florida lancelet)
Lineage: Eukaryota; Metazoa; Chordata; Leptocardii; Amphioxiformes; Branchiostomatidae
Exons: 2
Coding region: 169-474 (101 amino acids)
Source: RefSeq, a predicted model, not a curated record
CUUCAAGGUUUCGUUCGCGGUAUCCAAGGCGUCUGGAGGCGUUUCGACCUCACAAAGCACGGGCGAUUUUUCGUGGAACGAAACCAAGAAACCGGUUGCGUUUCUAUACUACAUUUGGAAUGAAUAUUUGGUAUCAACGUAUUGCUACGUGUCUAAACCACGACCAGCAUGUCGAUAAAGAUUCUUGUUAUAUUGUCGGUCCUAUGUACUACUGUUGUCACACAGGAGACGUUUGUUAACUCCGUCCCCGUUCCUUACCCCCCUCGUCAGGACCUGUACGUGUUCAACUGGACGGUGGAACAUUGGGAGACCAUGUUUCUGUACAACAAGCAGCGAGAGGCGGGAACCCCGGUCAUUAUAGACAGUCUGACGGGAGUCUACAGCAAGCGGGAGUACAAUAGCUCCAGCCAGAGUUGUGAACUGACAGCCAUGUCGGAGGAUGGUGAGACGGACGGCGUCUGUUUGUACCAAUAA